AUGGAAAGGAUAUCAUGCGAUGUGUUGGAAGGUGGUGGGGCGUUGGCUGAAGUUAUGGGAUUCUAUGAGGCUCAGCAGCAAAAGGAGCAAGAAGAGAGAGAUUGGUAUACAUGCCAGGAAGGAAUCGCUGGUGAGGACAGAGAACUGAAUGAUGCAAGUUUGGAGAAUGACAGGGAUGUGCAUGAUGCUCAUGGUGGACGAUUAGAGAUUAUAAUGAAUUUGCCAGAGCUGGUUGUCCAGGCAAUGACAUUAAUGGUUCGGUAUCUUCGGCAGUUUGGUCUCGAAGAGAUUCUGACAAUGGAAUCAUCAUUUCGUCCACUGUCAAGAAGCAGUGAGAUGAAUCUCUCAGCUAAUGCUCUGUGUCAGUUGGAGAUCCUCCAAAAUAAAGCUGAUGGUAGGGAGAAGGGUUCUCUUCUGUGGCUCAUGGACCAAACUCAUACAGCGUUUGGUGCGCGCUUGAUGUGGCAUUGGGUCUCACAUCCACUGAAGGACCGAUCAAUGAUCGAGGCAAGGCUUGAUGCAGUAAGUGAAAUUGCAGAGAGCAUAGCGAGUUCAACGACAACACUAGGUGAAGGACGGUUCCCUGGAAGUGGCAAGGGGGGUGGGGGAGCAAGCAUGUCAGGUGUCGGUGGAGCAGGAAUCUCUGGGAGUGGAAGUCGGGCAGGGCAGGGGGUGUUAGGGAGUGUCCUUUCAACACUGAAGAGGAGCCCAGACCUUGAGCGUGGCAUCACACGAAUUUUCCAUCGAACUGCAACUCCUGCUGAGUUUGUUUCAGUUAUUCAGGUGCUGUCAUCAGCAGCAAAGAGCACAAGGCGUCUCAUAGGGGAGCAGCAUGAAGCAGAGAGUUCUGGCGAGUCCCAGGAAGCUGGUAGACCCUGCAUUUCUGCUGAAGAAUGUAGCAUUGGAACUCUGGCCAGGGGUAGUGUGAGGUCCUCCCUGUUGAAAAGACUGAUGAUGGCAGCCUCAUCCCACAAAGUCUUGGAAGAAUCUGCAAGAAUGCUGUCAGCUGUGAAUGUGACAGCAGCAAUUGCCGGGGACAAACUCCAGCUAUUCAACUGCUCGACUGGACGGUUCCCAGAGGUGGCACGAUGCAAGGCAGCCAUCAAAGCAGCAGAGAAGAAACUGGAUGAUUUACUACCAGAACUCCGGAAGUUAUUGCGGAUGCAUUCCCUCCAGUAUACUUCUGUGUCAGGCACCCAUUAUCUCAUAGAGGUUCCUUUAGAUCAGAGAGUCCCGGCGGACUGGAUCAAAGUCACUAGCACAAAGAAGGUGCACAGAUACCAUCCACCUGCUGUUCUCAAUGCUUACGAUAAACUGGCGUUAGCGAAAGAGGAGCACAGCGCAUCGUGUAGCCGUGCAUGGGAGACCUACUUGGCUGAAUUCUCCAAGCACUACACCGACUUUCGAAAUGCUGUGCAAGCGCUGGCGGCACUCGAUUGUCUCUAUGCACUUGCGAUCUUGUCAAGGAAUCAGGGGUACGUGAGACCAGAAUUUGUGGAUGAUGCUGCCCCUUCCCAGCUGGUCAUCAGCGAUGGUCGUCACCCUGUAUUGGAGGCGACUCUGCAAGAUGGCUUUGUUCCUAAUGACACAAAGCUGGAGGAGGUUGGAGAGAAGUGCCAGAUCAUCACAGGACCUAACAUGGGUGGAAAGAGCUGUUACAUUCGGCAAGUCGCAUUGAUUACCAUCAUGGCACAGGUGGGCUCGUAUGUGCCGGCGACAGUGGCACGACUCCAUGUUGUGGAUGGAGUUUACACACGCAUGGGGGCGAGUGACAGUCUGCAGAAGGGGAGAAGCACCUUCCUUGAGGAGUUGAGUGAGACAAGCAGCAUUCUGCAGGGGGCAACAAACCGCUCACUCGUUAUUAUUGACGAGCUGGGGCGUGGGACCAGCACUCAUGAUGGUGUUGCGAUCGCCUACGCGACACUGAAACAUCUCCUUAAGGAGACAAAAUGUCUGACACUUUUUGUGACCCACUAUCCGAGCGUGGCAGAGUUGGUGGUGGAGUUUACAGGUCAGGUGGCAGCAUACUUUGUCUCCUUCCUGGCAUCGCAAUCUUCACAAACAGCGGCGGCAUCGUCUUUAAAAGCAGGCAAGGUCGAUGCGCAACACGCACACAAAGGGACGAGUGAUGGAGCUGGUGCUGGAAAGGAGUCUGCAAGCGAUAUUACCUUUCUCUACAAACUAGUGCCAGGCGUCGCAAGCUGCAGCUUUGGCCUCCAUGUUGCUAAGCUGGCGGAGAUCCCUCAAGCGGUGAUUGACCGGGCUGCUGUGAUGGCAUCGAGCCUACAGGCUGAAGUUCUGGCGAGAGAAAAGCUGAGGUCUAGAAAUGUGUUAGCACAGCACAAUUCGGACCGAGCAUCACUUCCGAGUUCAGCACGGCAGGUGGAGGACAGUGCAGACGAGCUGCAAAGAUCCGAGGAUGAACGGUUGAGAUUGUUUGGCAGCGCUCCCCACCGCGUCUUCAGAAAUGAAGUCGCAGGGGACGGGCACGGACACACUGGUAAUGAAAAUGAGCUUUCCUUACAGAGUCUCAAGGAAGGGCAAGGUCACAACGAGGGUGAGCGGUCUGGCAGUGUUCUCAAAUUGCAGAGCAAGGAGGGAGAUCAGGGACAAAGAGAUGAUGAAGUGAGAUCGAUUACAUACGGGUGCAAUUCAAAAGGUUUUUCUGAGCUGAUGUCAGCAGCAAAGGAUGCGCUGUGCCUGACAAUGAAAGCGGUCAGACGGGGCGAGGUUGAUGUACAGGAUAUGAAGUUGUUGCAAACCAAGGCCAGUGCACUGAUAUAAGAAGUGGUGAAUGGGUGUGAAGCGGGAAAUAAAAUGGCAAAUUGUAGCACUUGCGGUUCAUGGACCCCCAAUUUGCACUCACGGUUCAUGGACCCUGGUAUUCUUCGCGCCGUUGCGUAAUAAAAUGGCAAAUCGUAG
This is a messenger RNA of Chara braunii, 2922 nucleotides long. The record is from the annotation of a GenBank genome assembly. Lineage: Eukaryota; Viridiplantae; Streptophyta; Charophyceae; Charales; Characeae.